This is a messenger RNA of Bombina bombina (fire-bellied toad), 1475 nucleotides long. Its product is annotated as pancreatic triacylglycerol lipase. The record is from RefSeq and is a predicted model, not a curated record. Gene Ontology annotation, biological process: lipid metabolic process. Gene Ontology annotation, molecular function: protein binding; triacylglycerol lipase activity. The transcript is spliced from 13 exons. Lineage: Eukaryota; Metazoa; Chordata; Amphibia; Anura; Bombinatoridae. Bases 43 to 1449 code for a protein of 468 amino acids.
GUGCUUGCAUAAGGACAUAUACUGCAGUAACACAUAGACAAGAUGCUUGAAGUGAUAUGGACAUUUCUUCUCCUAGCACAGAUAGUGAAAGGAGGUGAUGUCUGUUAUCCAAAUCAUGGUUGUUAUACAGACAGUCCCCCAUGGGGCGGAACUCAAGAGAGGCCUAUUUCUACAUUACCUUGGUCACCCGAAAAAAUCAAUACUCGCUUCUUUUUGUAUACUAGAGAAAAUACAAGUAUCUUCCAAGAAGUCAAAAUAUCCACAAUUUCAGCAUCCAAUUUUAAUACCAGCAGGAAAACUCACUUCAUUAUACACGGAUACUUAGAAAAGGGGGAUUAUAUAUGGAUGGAAAAAAUGUGCCAGACAAUGCUUCAAGUGGAAGACGUAAACUGCUUCUCUGUUGACUGGAGUGGAGGAUCUCGUACUUUGUACUCACAAGCAACAGCCAAUAUCCAAGUUGUUGGAGCAGAGGUGGCCAAUUUUAUUAACACUCUUCAAAACAAUUUUAGCCACCCUCUAUCAAUGGUACACUUGAUUGGUCACAGCCUAGGAGCGCAUGCAGCUGGUGAGGCUGGAAGGAGAAAGCCUGGAAUUGGGAAAAUAAGUGGUUUGGAUCCAGCUGGACCAUUAUUUGAAGGAACACCCCCUGAAGUCAGACUUGAUUUAACCGAUGCUGACUUGGUGCAAGUGAUUCACACAAAUGCAGCUGAAUUUCUUCCUUAUUUUGGUUUAGGAAUAAAACAGCCAAUUGGACAUCUCGAUUUCUAUCCGAAUGGGGGGGAAUUUAUGCCAGGAUGCCCAAAAAUCAUAGUCAACUUAAGUCCAGACAUUGACAAAGUUUUUGAAGGACUUGCAGAAACUGCUGGAUGCCAUCAUGCACGAAGCAGAGGAUACUAUACCGAUAGUAUUCUACAUCCUGAUGGAUACAUUGGUUUCCCCAGCCAUUCCUACAGUGAAUUUCAGAAAGGCACUCCUUUCCCAUGUCCCACUGGUGGUUGCCCAGUCAUGGGGCACUAUGCUGUUACCUAUGCUGGGAACACAUCAAACAGCCAAACUUUUUACUUGAAUACUGGAAAUAGAGAAAGCUAUGCACGCUGGCGGUACAAAGUGUCUGUCGAGAUUGCUGGCUCAGCAAGUGUAAAAGGAAAUUUCAAGGUUUCUUUAUCUGGAACACUAUAUGAAAUUUACAAGGGACUCAUCACACCUGGCAGCACAUACACGGCUUUCAUUGACCAGAAUAAAAAUCUUGGGACUGUCACUGGAGGGUUAUUUAUGUGGCACAGUGACCUCUCUAAUUUUUUUUUCUCAACUAAAUUAUUGGCUAAAUCUGUGACAGUGCAAUAUGGGAAAGAUGGUACCACGACUACAGUCUGUGGAUUGUAUAGAACAAUAAAAAACGAUUAUCAGCUUAUUGAUAGUUGUUUAUAUAAAGAUUACUUUGCUGACUGAAUAAAACUUAUUUAAAAACAAGAAAG